AUGAAAUAGAUGGCAGAUUCUUUAACUUAAUAGAGAUUAAGGGAUAUUUAAUAUAAUAAAAUAGAUAUUUAACCUAUUAGUCAAACUACUAUGAAAGAGUUGAUUGGAUCAUUAAAUAAUAAUGUAUUUGAUGAAAAAUUCUAAUAAAAAUACUCAAAUCAUUUGAAUGAAAGAGUAUUUUUAUUCAAAGUAAUCUAUGAUGGCUAGAGUUGGGAAAUAAGAAGAACAAUAGGAUAAUUUUAACAAUUAGAAAAGGAUAUGGCAAAUAAUAUAUUUUACAAAAUUUUCUAAAAAAAUAAGAUAACAGGAGAUUUAGAUAAAGAAGAUCCAAAAAAAGCAUUACUUCUUCUUCAUAAAUUCUUAAAGAUGAUAACAAGCAAUGAAAUUAUACCAUAAUGUGCAUUAACAUUUUUAGAGAUUUCUUGUAUCAAUUUACCAUUCAAAAUGAAAGAAGGCUUUAUGGAAAAGAUAUCAGUAAAACAAAAAGGUUACAUUUGGAGAAAGAGAUAUUUUAUAAUAACUUAAUAAUCCCUUCUCUACUUAGAAGGUCCUGAAAAAGAUAAAUGUUAAAUUCGAGAAUGUCUAAGUUUUGAUGCUCGUUUCUGCUUUUUUUUAGGCAGAAAAUAGAAAUUAAUAAUAUUCUCUUCAUAGGAUACAUUAAUUUUGAAAGCUGAAAAUUUGACAGCCUCUAUCGACUUUAUGUAUGCACUUUUUAAAUCGAAAAAGGAAAGUCCAUAUACAAAGUUGCAUAGAUUUGGAUCAUUUUCUCCAAUAAGAACUUCAGAUUGUAAAUGGUAUAUUGAUGGAGAUUAAUAUUUUGAAGAUGUUUGUGAUGCAAUCUUGGAAGCUAAAGAAACUAUAUAUAUUACUGAUUGGUGGUUGAGUCCAGAAAUGUAUUUAAAGAGACCUGUUGAUGUUAGGAAAUAUGCUUAAUCGAGUGAAUUUCUUUAUACUAGACUUGAUAAUGUAUUGAAAUUAGCAGCUGAUAAAGGAGUUAAAGUUUUAGUAUUAUUGUACAAUGCUUUACUAUCAUUUUUAUAUAAUGAUCCAAAACAUUCAAAAAUGUAAUUAGAAAGUAUGUCUCCAAAUAUUAGGGUAUUAAAACAUCCAUCUCAAGCAAUACCAAAAUUAUUUUCUCAUCAUGAAAAAAUGGUUGUUAUAGAUUAAAAAAUUGGAUUUAUGGGUGGUUUAGAUUUAUGUUUUGGAAGAUGGGAUAAUUAAAAACAUCUUUUAUUUGAUGAUAUUCAUCCUUUUGAAUAAUUAUGGCCUUAAAUUGAUUUUUCAAAUUCUAGAGUUAGAGAUUUCUUUGAUGUAAGAAAUUAUGAAUAAACACUUUUAAAAGAAAAUGAACCAAGAAUGCCUUGGCAUGAUAUAGCUAUUUGUAAUUAUUUAUUAUAUUUUUAUAUAGAAAUUAAAGGAGAUUCAGUUAUUGAUUUAUCAAGACAUUUUGUUUAAUAUUGGAAUCAUGUAAUGAUGACUAAAUAAAAAAAGAAAAAGUAAGAAUUAUUACAUGCUAAUGAUUUAAAAAUGGAAGGAUUUGUUCCUACUGAUACUUCAAGUUUUAUUGAUAAUUCAAAUGUUAUUUAUUCUGGAAGAAGGGAAUCUUUAAUUUAAAUGAAGCAACCGAUUCUUUUAGAUUAAAUAAAAACGGAAGAAGGUUAAAUAGAAAAAAAUUAAAAAAUUUAAUAAGAUGAAAGUGCCAUCUAAGAACAAUCUAAUUCCCAGCAGUUUAUUCAAUAGCAAUAUAAAGAGUUCUAUAAUUACUAAAUGUAAGAAAAAUAAUUGAGGUAAACAAUAGAAGACGAUGAUGAAGAACAACAUUAUUAUAUUUUAGAAAAUUAAGAUAAACAAAAAAGUAAAAUUUAAGAUGAAAAAUUUGAUUAAAUAGAUGAGUAAGAUUAUGAAGGAAUGUAAGCUAAAAUUAAUUUAGAAUUUUUCAUUCCUCAUAUUGAUAUGAAUUAAAAUUAAUGUAAUUAUUUCCAUCUUUAUUUAUAGAAAAAUGUGUAACAUAAUUAACAAGAUCAUCUGGUACAUGGUCAACUGGUAUUAAAUAUACUGAGAAAUCUAUUUAAAANUGCAUAGAUUUGGAUCAUUUUCUCCAAUAAGAACUUCAGAUUGUAAAUGGUAUAUUGAUGGAGAUUAAUAUUUUGAAGAUGUUUGUGAUGCAAUCUUGUAAGCUAAAGAAACUAUAUAUAUUACUGAUUGGUGGUUGAGUCCAGAAAUGUAUUUAAAGAGACCUGUUGAUGUUAGGAAAUAUGCUUAAUCGAGUGAAUUUCUUUAUACUAGACUUGAUAAUGUAUUGAAAUUAGCAGCUGAUAAAGGAGUUAAAGUUUUAGUAUUAUUGUACAAUGCUUUACUAUCAUUUUUAUAUAAUGAUCCAAAACAUUCAAAAAUGUAAUUAGAAAGUAUGUCUCCAAAUAUUAGGGUAUUAAAACAUCCAUCUCAAGCAAUACCAAAAUUAUUUUCUCAUCAUGAAAAAAUGGUUGUUAUAGAUUAAAAAAUUGGAUUUAUGGGUGGUUUAGAUUUAUGUUUUGGAAGAUGGGAUAAUUAAAAACAUCUUUUAUUUGAUGAUAUUCAUCCUUUUGAAUAAUUAUGGCCUUAAAUUGAUUUUUCAAAUUCUAGAGUUAGAGAUUUCUUUGAUGUAAGAAAUUAUGAAUAAACACUUUUAAAACAAAAUGAACCAAGAAUGCCUUGGCAUGAUAUAGCUAUUUGUAAUUAUUUAUUAUAUUUUUAUAGAAAUUAAAGGAGAUUCAGUUAUUGAUUUAUCAAGGCAUUUUGUUUAAUAUUGGAAUCAUGUAAUGAUGACUAAAUAAAAAAAGAAAAAGUAAGAAUUAUUACAUGCUAAUGAUUUAAAAAUGGAAGGAUUUGUUCCCACUGAUACUUCAAGUUUUAUUGAUUAUUCAAAUGUUAUUUAUUCUGGAAGAAGGGAAUCUUUAAUUUAAAUGAAACAACCGAUUCUUUUAGAUUAAAUAAAAACGAAAGAAGUUUAAAUAGAAAAAAAUUAAACAAUUUAAUAAGAAGAAACUGUCAUCUAGGAACAAUCUAAUUCCCAGCAGUUUAUUCAAUAGCAAUAUAAAGAUUUCUAUAAUUACUAAAUGUAAGAAAAAUAAUUGAGGUAAACAAUAGAAGACGAUGAUGAAGAACAACAUUAUUAUAUUUUAGAAAAUUAAGAUAAACAAAAAAGUAAAAUUUAAGAUGAAAAAUUUGAUUAAAUAGAUGAGUAAGAUUAUGAAGGAAUGUAAGCUAAAAUGAAUUUAGAAUUUUUCAUUCCUCAUAUUGAUAUGAAUUAAAAUUAAUGUAAUUAUUUUCAUCUUUAUUUAUAGAAAAAUGUGUAACAUAAUUAACAAGAUCAUCUGGUAAAUGGUCAACUGGUAUUAAAUAAACUGAGAAAUCUAUUUAAAAUGCUUAUGUCUCACUUAUUAAAAAUGCUUAACAUUUUAUUUAUAUUGAAAAUCAAUUCUUUAUUAGUAAUACAGCUGGAAAUCCUGUUAAAAAUUUAGUGGCUAAUGCUCUAAUAUCUAGAAUUAAAGAAGCACAUGAAAAGUAAUAGAGAUUUAAAGUUAUUGUCUUUGUUCCAUUAUUACCAGGUUUUGAAGGUGAAAUUGAUUAAUCCAAUUCUGCUGUUCUUAAAGUUUAAUUACAUUUUGAAUAUCAAACCAUAAGUAGAGGAGGCAAAUCUAUAAUAGAAACCUUAAAAUAAGAUGGAAUCGAACCAGAAAAUUACAUUUAAUUCUUCGGUCUUAGGUAACAUGAAUUAUCUCCAGAACCAAAUUCAAUACCUGUGACUGAAAUUAUUUAUAUUCAUUCAAAAUUAAUCAUAGUUGAUGAUGAAAUUGCAUUAAUAGGAUCUGCAAAUAUCAAUGAUAGAAGUUUAUUAGGAAAUAGAGAUUCAGAACUUGCAAUUAUUGUUUAAGAUUAAAUAAAAGUUGAUUCUAUAAUGAAUGGUAUACCAUAUAAAGCAUCUAAAUUUGCACAUACUCUUCGCACUGCACUUUAUAUGGAACAUUUCGAUAUGAAAUAUGAAUAAGUUAUUGAUCCCUUGGGUUAAUAAUUUGAAAAGGAAUCAACUGCAUAAGCUGAUAUUAAUACAAGAAUUUAUAAAUAAAUUUUUGCUUGUUAUCCUCAUGAUGAUAUUAAGAAAGUAUCUGAUUAUGAAGAAGUAUUCAAUUAUUUAAUUAAUUUUAGUUUAAAGCAAACAAACAUUUAGAUGAAUACGAUAAAUUAAAGUAGUUUAUUAAAGGUCAUGCAGUAACUUUCCCAUUAUAUUUUUUAUGUGAAGAAAAUUUAAAUAUUAAAGUUACAUAAAAAGAAUACUUAGCCCCUGAAAUAAGUUUUACAUGA
Molecule: messenger RNA, 4341 nt
Organism: Paramecium primaurelia
Lineage: Eukaryota; Ciliophora; Oligohymenophorea; Peniculida; Parameciidae
Source: the annotation of a GenBank genome assembly